Oncorhynchus gorbuscha (pink salmon) is the source of this 4207-nucleotide messenger RNA. RefSeq lists its product as uncharacterized. Lineage: Eukaryota; Metazoa; Chordata; Actinopteri; Salmoniformes; Salmonidae. Gene Ontology annotation, cellular component: external side of plasma membrane. The transcript is spliced from 6 exons. The coding region runs from base 197 to 1387 and encodes 396 amino acids. The record is from RefSeq and is a predicted model, not a curated record. Gene Ontology annotation, biological process: cell surface receptor signaling pathway; negative regulation of T cell proliferation; T cell costimulation.
AGAACAUUAAGAUGUUUAUUAUUUUAGCACCUGUAUUAUUUUAACUGAUCUCUACUGUAUAUUAUGUAAUCAGUUACUAUAUCCAGGAAUAGGCCGACUUAAAUUAGUCAGCGACAUUGCGGUCAUGUGAGAGGGUGGAGCUGUUAGGAUGAACGUAUAUCAGCUAUUCUUGGUGACAAUCUAGAUGUGAAAGGGUAUGAACACCAACAUGCAUGUCAUAGAAAGGAGAAGGAUCAUCUCUGAGUCGGUCUUCAGUCUGCGUGGAAAAUCUACUCUGGUAUUCAUGUUUUUGCUGUUUGGACAAGUUUCAUCUGAACAUGUAGUCACUGGCAUUAUAGGAGAAUCUGUUCUGUUACCCUGUGACCUGAAUUUAUCCAUCAACCCAGCAAGACUCCGGUUCCACUGGCAAGAUCAUUCAGACGUUGUGUUGUACUCAUUCAAUGCAAGAGUUGAGCAAGAAUAUCAGAAUAAACUUUACACAAACAGGACUAACGCCUUUCAGGUUGAAAUGAGUUCUGGAAAUAUUUCUAUCGAACUCAGGCAAGUAACACCUCAAGACAACCAGAGAACCUACUGGGCUUUCGCGUUGCUGUUCGACAGAAAUGAUCAACCUAUCCAUUUCACCAAAGUGUGUCAGACUACUCUGCUUGUCGCAGCACGGUUUCCGACACCCAAAUUGACUGUAAAGAACAAAGUGAUGAAUGCAAUGUGUUUGACCCAGGGAGGCUACCCCAAACCAAAAGUCACAUGGACUAUCCAGGACCUCUCUCAGCCUCAGAACGGUACUCUGGAACCCAGGGAAGUACAGACCAACUUUACACUUGAUCCUGAAAGUGGACUGUACACUGUCUGGAGCCAAGUGAAUUUCACAGAGAAUUACAUAGAUAAUCAUUCUGUGACCUGCCAGGUGUUCAACCCCAUUCUGAGAGAGACUGUGAGCAACACAACCAUCAUCCGCACAAGUGAAGGCCUUUCUCUCAGUGCUAUUGUAGGCAUCACACUAUUGAUGCUGAUUUGCGUCGGGGGAAUCAUUUUUGUUUACAAACAAAGUUGUGGAACCAGUGGAGUUGCAGGAUCCAGCGAGGGUGCCGCGGGAGGUGUUGAGGAGGACGGCAAUCUGAUGUCUUCCACAACAAGCCAGGCUUUGGGCAAUUGUAGUGUUGUUCAAGGUGCUGGAGCUACAGCAAUCAAUAGUGGUAAAGCAACAGUUGACAACACUAAUGGUGCUGCCACAGAAGGUGUUACUGAACCAGUGGAUGUCAUGACUGGCCUGGUCGGGUUACCGUGGACCACAAUCCUACAGGGACAUCUCUCACACCCACCAGAGGGGAGAGAUCGAGAGGUAUGGAGGCGCUUUUUUUUUAAUGACACCUCGCACGCAUUGUAAAUCUUAAGCAGUAGACAAAAUCAUUUUGUCGCAGAGUGUGGAGGAAUGGAAUGUAUGAUGGGACUAUGGAGAGCCUACCUCAGACUUUGGGACAAUCUGUUUCGUCAGCCAAAAUGGUGGUACAGUGGUUGCUCCACUAAAAGUUUUUGCAAUUAUGCUGCGGGAUUAGAGGUAAUUUAUGGUUUAGUAUGGUACCCUGCGUCACUACUUCAUUGCUCCAGACCAGCACAAGGGGGAGUUAGAGCACUGAUUAUGCUUUUGGGUCCCAAUGCUGGUUCAAUACCCGUGCCGGCCUCAACUGGGAGAUCCAUGAGAUGACUAGGUUUUGGGAUUCUCAUUAAUAAAUCAUUCUAAAUAAUAAUCAUUAUUCAAAUAAUUAUUAUCAUUAUUAUUAUGUAUCAGAUCCGACCGUGAUAGGGAGUCCCAUAAGACUUAGAGCGUUUCUCUCCCUCUAAAAACAUAAAUAAAUGUUUUGGCCUUUACAAAUAUUAUUUUGUCCUUUAUUCAGAUUACAAUCACUUAUUUUAGUUUUUUUGUAAACGAAAUAACCUCAAAAAUAUCAUUAUAUAUUAUCAAGUUGAUGGCACAGUCAUAGAGCCAGCACCUAACAUAAAGCUGAGUGACUCACUCAUUCAUGGCUUUGGAUCAAAAUAAAUAAGUUCCAACAUUCUUUCUGAUAGUCUUUAAUAAAGAAAUGUUUUGGUUCUCCUGACCUGGACACCAUGUACAGUAUUAUAACAGCCCUCCUGAUUGGCACAGCGGUCUAAGAUGCUACAUCGCAGUGCAAAAUGAAUUGCUACAGAUGUAGGUUUGAUACCCGUGCCGGAAGACCCAUAUGUAAUUAUCGACGAUCAUAUUUUUUGAUAUACUGUAGGCCUACAGUAGGCGACAUGAGACUCACUAGUGUUGAGUAAUGUGCUGUUAGAAGUGGUGUGGGUCUUAUUUAUUUAAAGAGCAUAUUGCAGUUACAAGCAAUAGGAUUUGAAGCAAUAGCCUACAACUAUUUUAGCACUGUUUCACGCUGCUCUGAGACAAGCACGGGGACUGAUCUUGAUAAAUCAAUGAGAUUUACACUGAAUCUCCGUUUGGGUAUUCGUUAAACUACAAUUAUACAAUAAAGGUGGAGAAAUGUUUUGCUCUUAGUGCAGCAGUCAGUUCAGAACGAAUUCUUAUUUACAAAGACGGCCUACUCCUUCCCCCACAUCGGGGGAAUUGAACCCCGGUCUCCCACGUACCUGCACAACAAGGGGAUUAUUUUGCUAAAUAGCCCAGUACUGUAGCCUACUCACGACCGUCACGUUGUACAGCGUCAUAUUUUCCGUUCCAUCCAAACGGAAAGCCAAAGUUUUUUUUUUUCUUGGAAUAGAAACACUAUAAUAUUAAUCAAAUGAAUUAAGCAAAAUGCCUUAAAAUUAGUCCCAUAUACAAUGUUCCUACAACAAGAUUUUAAAUUCUCUAGUACAUCACUAUUGAAGGCUAUCAAAUGUUUCUCAAAGAUUCCCUCUGGUGGUCAAACUAGCACUAACUAGCUUUAAUGGUUAUGAUGGCUGCCACUUAGAUAACGUGCCAAAUUACAAACCACUGUAAUGACGAUAGAUGGAAUUUUAAAAACAACAUUAAUUUUCAAAGUUAAAUGAUGACAUUGUAACAAAACAUUGUAACUUGAAGAGUUUUCAUAAUAUGUACCUGAUGUUUGUAUACUGUACUUUGUGUGAAAAAUGUCCAGAUCAAAGAGAAUGUUUUAGUUGUUAGUUGUCUAAAUUGGAUCUGAGUAAAAUCCAGACCUUGCCUCGUAACAAGUGGCGCCUAGAGAACUUGCCAUGAAGACGGAAAUGCCCCUUUCUGACCUGAGGGUAUAAAAAUUAAGAAUUAACAUAUCAGACUAGGUGACCACGAGCUGCAGCCAAGGUCUGAUCAGUUGUAACCCCAAAAUGCAACACGAGGUUGAAGACAAAGAAACCUUUUAAAAAUCUAUGCUACGAAUGAGGGUGAAUUCAAGCAGGACCACCCGGUUACCACUCUCAAAGGAAUUGUGUCUACACUGCUUUCAUUCCUACGCUGGAGCCCUGAACUACAUGGCUGACCAUACUCAGAAGACCCCUUUUCAGAACAAGGGCUAGGAAACAGACCACUAAGAGAAAAGACACUGACAUCGUGUGGACAAUCAGAGAGUUACACCCGGUAACCAAAGAAGUGUGGUCAUCAGAGGAGAAGGCGAAUCCGGUCUACAAAGAUACCCCAUCAGAGACAUUCGACAAGUAAUUACAUCAGUAUAUUCUGACCCAUAAGAGCGGCAGUUUGGGGCAAGGUGUUAGGGCUAAAAUAAGCAUAGUUUACAAAUGUAUCCAAGUGUACUUUUCUCUCAUGCACUCUCUUUUUUAAAAUCCCCAUUGUGUGUAACAUGUGUGAUAGUGUUGGCCCGCUAAGAACCUGUUUCAUUGUACUAAGUUCUAAUCAAUAGCCCAGACUGUGUGUGUGUAUCUUAUAUUAUCAUUUUAGCUUGUUAGUAAAUAAUCAACUCAAUUGGUGUGGUACUGACUUAUUUAGUGGGUUUGUGCAGAUUCACAGUUUCUGUGUUAUUUGAUUGUUGUUACCGCUGGAGGGCACCCUUAUCCUGGUUUCUAGUUUCCAAGUUACCCUUAUUAUUACUUAUUGGAUUCACCUGUGUUUAAUUACCUCCUCUGUUCACCUGGUUGCCUUGUUAUUUAGGUUCCUCAGCUGGCAUGGAUCUUUGCUUAGGUCUCAUGUUUUUAUUAGUGGGCACUUAUGCGGUUGUCUUGUUUCUGUUAAGACUAAGUAAAAGUUCUGGAUUUACCCUUA